This is a messenger RNA of Adineta ricciae, 1557 nucleotides long. Lineage: Eukaryota; Metazoa; Rotifera; Eurotatoria; Adinetida; Adinetidae. The record is from the annotation of a GenBank genome assembly.
AUGAUAAAAUUUUAUUAUGGAUCCAACGAAGAUUCUUCAGUAGAUUUGUAUUCUACGUUUCGUCAUGUUAGUGGCAUCUGGAAAGCUGUAACAAACAAAGACUUACGAAUAAGUGUGGCUGAUCGAAUUCUAAAAUCUGAAAAGAUGCGUCAAAUCGAUAUUGCGUCUUACACUGGUGGCAAAAAUCUUCAACAAUUUUGCAGUAGUAUUAAACAAGGCCGAUUAGAUGGUGGCCAACUUGCGUUUAAAGCUUUGUCAAGACAGAGUCGCAAAAUUAUUCGGCUAGUUUCGUUAAACAAAGAUGCUCAAGGUCGAAUCGCUAUUACCGUCGAUAGUAUUGGUCAAGAUGAUCCGUGUCCUUAUGAAAAAUGUGUCCAUAUGUUUCACAACGCGGAAACCAACCAUUAUCUACCAUUAUACGUCAUUUGUCAUGAAACCCCACUAGAAGAAAAGACAAUUGUGGAUGCGAAUGACAAAACAAUCAUCACAGCUCUUCACGCUGCUUGCAUGCAACUGGGCGACGAUAGUGAAGCUCCAUCGCAAGGAGCAAAAUCCGACGAAAUCGAAGAGAUGGAAAGUAUGUUUUACAAGAUUUACAAUGCAUCCUCAUCGGACAUGCCGGUCCAGAACCCAUCGUCAAGCCUUGGAAACUUAUCGCAGGUUGGGCAAGCUACCACCGAAAAUACAUCCAGAACACUGUCAUCAGAUUGGAAUCAAAAUCAAUUGAAUUCGGGCGAACAAAAUGGGGUUUUAUCUAGUGAAUUAUGUAUGCCAGAGGGAUCUUCUUCCUUCAAUGGGUCAAUGCAAUGCAGUUUUGAUUCAGCAGACAAUGACGCUGCAAACACGGAUCAGAUGCCGUAUAUAAAACUAGCUGUUGAUCUUCCAGAUAGAUUUCGCGGUCGUACAAAAGGCGAAUAUGUACGAAAAAAGUCAACGAAUAAAAAUAAUCAACAGAUACAAGUAAGAUCGAUACGCUAUUUGUCGGACCGAGAAAACCAUCGUUGUCUCACUCUAUUGAUCCACGACAGACUUCUGAAGAUGUACUCAUUCCCAAUGCAUUUUGAAGUUACUUCUAUUACGAAAAACAUUGGUGGAUAUUCCUAUGUCAAUUCAUUUAUGAAGUUCAAAGAAAAUGCAGCCGAUGCUCAAUCACAGGCGUUCAAUCCAUUUUAUUUCAUCAUUCAGAAUCCAAAGGAAUUAACUCGUUAUUCGAAUACACAGUACUAUCAAUUCAGAUUGAAGCUUACGCUAGUUGUUCUCACAGCCCGGGAAUUGAUGCAAUGUAACCAACCAUUUGAAAUCUUUCCCGUUUCACAUAACGAUACUACGCAAGAGCCAAUAAAAGAUAAAUUCAAAAAGACUACAAAACUCAAACAAGCUUACGAUGUUCACAAUAUGCGUCUUGCGAUCACCUUAUGCACGACAGGUCCUGUUGCUGGCACUUUGUGUCGAAAUUCCGACGUCCAGUAUAUCAGUAACAUCUCAACCGAGGAUCGAAAACAUAAGAAGUUAAACACCAAGGUGUCGUUGAAAACAAGAUGUGCUCGUACUUCUUAG